AUGUCGGCCAUCAAGCCGCCGCCGCCUGACCGGCCGCCGCAGGCCGCGCGGCUGCCGUCCCCUUCCUCCUCCUCCUCGGCGGCGGCGGCGGCCAAGCAAGGCGGCACAGGCUCCCGCGGGCUGCUCAUGGGGCGCUACGAGCUGGGCCGCGUCCUGGGCAAAGGCACCUUCGCCAAGGUGUACCACGCGCGGCACGUGCAGACCGGGGAGAGCGUGGCCAUCAAGGUGCUCGACCGGGAGAAGGCCGUGCGGAGCGGCCUCGUCUCGCACAUCAAGCGCGAGAUCGCCGUGCUCCGCCGCGUGCGCCACCCCAACAUCGUGCACCUCUUCGAGGUCAUGGCCACCAAGACCAAGAUCUACUUCGUCAUGGAGCUCGUCCGCGGCGGCGAGCUCUUCUCCCGCGUCUCCAAGGGCCGCCUCAAGGAGGACAUUGCUCGCCGCUACUUCCAGCACCUCAUCUCCGCCGUCGGAUUCUGCCACACCCGCGGGGUCUUCCACCGGGACCUCAAGCCGGAGAACCUCCUCGUCGACGAGGCGGGCAACCUCAAGGUUUCCGACUUCGGCCUCUCCGCCGUCGCCGAGCCGUUCCAGCCAGAGGGUCUCCUCCACACCUUCUGCGGCACGCCGGCCUAUGUCGCCCCCGAAGUUCUCGCCCGCCGUGGAUACGAAGGCGCCAAGGCCGACAUAUGGUCCUGCGGCGUCAUCCUCUUUGUUCUCAUGGCCGGAUACCUCCCUUUCCAUGACCAGAACCUCAUGGCCAUGUACCGUAAGGUUUACAAGGGAGAGUUCCGAUGUCCAAGGUGGUUCUCCAAGGACCUUACUAGCCUGAUCAUGCGUUUUCUUGACACAAACCCAAGCACCAGGAUCACCUUGCCGGAGGUCAUGGAGAGCCGGUGGUUCAAGAAAGGUUUCCGGCCAGUCAAGUUCUAUAUUGAAGACGACCAGCUGUACAACGUGAUAGAUGCCGAGAAUGAUAUGCUCGACCUGGGCCUCCCAGACCCUCUUCCUCAACCAUUGCCGCCUCCACCUCCAUCUCCAUCUCCACAACAAGUUGAUGGAGACGACUCAGGGUCAGAGUCGGACGCAUCAGUCGUGUCCUGCCCUGCCACAUCGUCAUUUGAAGAGCGCCACAGGCUCCGCGGGCCACUCCCACGCCCCGCAAGCCUUAAUGCGUUCGACAUCAUAUCAUUCUCAAGGGGAUUCAACUUGUCGGGGCUGUUUGAGGAAAAAGGGGACGAGGUGAGAUUCAUCUCGGGUGAACCUAUGCCAGACAUUAUAACGAAAUUGGAGGAGAUCGCAAAUGUGAAGAGCUUCGCGGUGCGGAAGAAGGAUUGGCGGGUGAGCCUAGAGGGCACAAGGGAAGGGGUUAAGGGGCCACUAACAAUCUGCGCGGAGAUAUUUGAACUCACGCCCUCCCUUGUAGUAGUGGAGGUAAAAAAGAAGGCGGGGGAUAAGGAAGAGUAUGAUGAUUUCUGUAACAAGGAACUGAAGCCAGGAAUGCAGCAUCUUGUGCACCAGAUGGUCCCAGUUCCAAAUACACCUACCAUUUCUGAGUUGGCCGAAAGGGGCUUGAAUUUUCGAAUUUUGAGGUGA
This is a messenger RNA of Triticum turgidum subsp. durum (durum wheat), 1593 nucleotides long. The record is from the annotation of a GenBank genome assembly. Lineage: Eukaryota; Viridiplantae; Streptophyta; Magnoliopsida; Poales; Poaceae.